Debaryomyces fabryi is the source of this 901-nucleotide messenger RNA. It is a transcript of the gene SSP96, whose product is annotated as Ssp96p. NCBI's taxonomy places the organism in Eukaryota, Fungi, Ascomycota, Pichiomycetes, Serinales, Debaryomycetaceae. The transcript has a single exon. Gene Ontology annotation, molecular function: NADP binding; N,N-dimethylaniline monooxygenase activity; flavin adenine dinucleotide binding. The annotation marks the transcript as partial. The record is from RefSeq and is a predicted model, not a curated record.
AUGACUAUCAAAUCUAUUGCAAUUAUCGGUGGUGGGCCUAGUGGACUUAUCACUUUGGAUGCGUUGAUACGCGAAAAAAAGUUUGACAAUAUUAGACUUUUCGAAAGAAGGGAUCAAGCAGGUGGCUGCUGGGUAUUUGAUGACAAACCUCCAGAAAAAUUGCCAGAAAUCCAAAAGCUAAGCAAUAGGACAGCUGAUGAACCUGCACCAAUUCCUGGGACGUUACCUAGAUAUGCUCCUAAGACGAGUAAGCAAAGAUUCCUUGAUACUGCUACAUACUCAUAUUUAGAAUCAAAUGUUGAAGCUACCACUAUGGAGUAUUCAGAAGAGCCAUUUCCUGCUGGAGGAAGCGAUGUUUCUAUUGAAAAAUAUGGGAAGGAGACUCCUUUUAGACAUAAUACAAUAAUUAAAGGGUGGCUCCAUGAUCUAUAUAAAAGAAAGGGAUACGACCAUCACGUCGAGUUUGAUACUUCUGUGGAAUUAGUUUCCAAAAAUGAAGCUACUGAUAAGUGGGAAGUGACUUUAAGACGGUUUGGUAAAAAGUAUGAUUAUGUAUGGACCGAAAGCUUUGAUGCUGUUGUAGUAGCAACUGGCCAUUAUGACGUUCCAUACGUUCCUAACAUACCUGGCUUGCAGCAGUUCUAUGAUAAUCCAAAAAAUACUGUUAUUCAUACUAAGGCUUAUAGGUCAAGGGAGCAUUUUAGGAAUAAGAAAACGAUCGUUGUUGGUGCUUCGGUUUCUGCAAUGGAUGCUAUUCAAGAUAUUCUACAAAUAUCUGAUCGUAAGAUUAUUUCUUCCCAGAAGAAAACAAGUCAACCUCACCCUUAUUUUGGAUCUGCUGCUUUUGAGCAUCCAUUGGUAGAAAAGCACGGUGAAAUCACUAAAAUUGAUAAUGAAAAAG